GGACAGGGCGGCCACCGCUCCCGGGUGCUCAGGUUUCCUGCCGGCAGCACGGCCCAGCGCCUCGGGUAGCUGCGGGUCCUCCAGGUAGUGCGCGAUCCCGCUGCGCUGUGCAGGCCGCUCGCGCUCCUCUCACCCGGCCACCCGGGCCCUGUCGCGCAGCGCUCGGCUCGAUCCCCGCCAGCCGUGAGCUCCUGCCGGGCAGGCACGGGCUGCGAGCGCGGCCUGGUCGGGUCCAGCUCCGCGCGCCCGGCCCCACAGGCGUCAGUGCACUGCAGCCGCUGUCCUGUGCGCCCUGCCUGGCGCGGCACCUGCGCUCCAGCCCGGCCGCCAACCCCCAUGGCCCUGCCCUCCGAACCCGCCGAGAUGCCUCGCCAGUUCCCCAAGUUGAACAUGUCCGAUUUGGACGAGCAAGUCCGGCUGUUGGCGGAGAAGGUGUUUGCUAAGGUGCUCCGAGAAGAGGACAGCAAAGAUGUUAUGUCCCUGUUCACUGUCCCCGAGGACUGUCCCAUCGGGCAGAAGGAAGCCAAGGAGAGGGAGCUCCAGAAGGAGCUGGCAGAGCAGAAGUCUGUGGAGACGGCAAAAAGAAAGAAGAGUUUCAAGAUGAUCCGGUCGCAGUCUCUGUCCCUGCAGAUGCCAACACAACAAGACUGGAAGGGCCCUCCAACUGUCAGUCCGGCCGUGUCUCCUGUAACCCCUCUGGUCCCCGGAGCCACUUCCAAGCCUGGGCCAGCACCCUAUGCCAUGCCCGAGUAUCAGCGGGUCACUAUCAGUGGAGAUUACUGUGCGGGGAUCACUGUAGAAGACUAUGAACAGGCUGCCAAGAGUCUGGCCAAGGCCCUGAUGAUCAGGGAGAAGUAUGCACGGCUUGCCUACCACCGUUUCCCACGGACCACAGCCCAGUACCUGGCUCAUCAAGGGGAAAGUGUACCUUUGGAAGAGGGUCUCCCAGAAUUCCACCCUCCCCCACUGCCCCAAGAAGACCCUUAUUGCCUGGAUGAUGCGCCCCCCAACCUGGGCUAUCUGGUCCGCAUGCAGGGAGGCAUUCUUUUUGUGUAUGACAACCAGACGAUGCUGGAACGCCAGGAGCCCCACAGCCUGCCCUAUCCUGACCUGGAAACCUACAUCGUGGACAUGAGCCAUAUUCUGGCGCUCAUCACCGAUGGCCCCACGAAAACCUAUUGUCACCGGCGACUGAACUUUCUGGAAUCCAAGUUCAGCCUUCAUGAGAUGUUAAACGAGAUGUCAGAGUUCAAGGAAUUGAAGAGUAACCCCCACAGAGACUUCUAUAAUGUGAGAAAGGUGGACACGCAUAUUCACGCAGCGGCCUGCAUGAAUCAGAAGCACUUGCUGCGCUUUAUCAAGCACACGUACCAGACAGAGCCUGACAGAACUGUGGCUGAGAAGCUAGGUCGGAAGAUCACUCUACGGCAGGUGUUUGACAGCCUGCACAUGGACCCCUACGACCUCACCGUGGACUCGCUGGACGUCCAUGCGGGCCGGCAGACAUUCCACCGCUUUGACAAGUUCAACUCCAAGUACAACCCCGUGGGAGCCAGUGAGCUUCGGGACCUGUAUCUGAAGACUGAAAACUUCCUGGGAGGAGAGUACUUUGCUCGGAUGGUCAAGGAGGUGGCCCGGGAGCUGGAGGACAGCAAAUACCAGUACUCAGAACCACGGCUCUCCAUCUAUGGCCGAAGUCCCCAAGAGUGGUCCAGCCUGGCUCGCUGGUUCAUCCAGCACAAGGUCUACUCACCCAACAUGCGCUGGAUCAUCCAGGUGCCCCGGAUCUAUGACAUAUUUAGGUCAAAGAAACUACUGCCCAACUUUGGGAGGAUGCUGGAGAACAUUUUCCUGCCCCUUUUCAAGGCUACCAUCAACCCCCAAGAUCACCGGGAGCUUCACCUCUUCCUCAAAUACGUGACAGGGUUUGACAGCGUGGAUGAUGAGUCCAAGCACAGUGACCACAUGUUCUCAGACAAGAGUCCCAGUCCAGACCUCUGGACCAGUGAGCAGAACCCACCCUACAGUUACUACCUGUACUACAUGUAUGCCAACAUCAUGGUGCUGAACAACCUUCGCAGAGAACGAGGCCUGAGCACGUUCCUGUUCCGGCCUCACUGUGGGGAGGCAGGCUCCAUCACCCACCUAGUGUCCGCCUUCCUGACUGCUGACAACAUUUCCCACGGGCUGCUCCUCAAGAAGAGUCCUGUGUUGCAAUAUCUCUACUACCUUGCUCAGAUCCCUAUUGCCAUGUCUCCUCUCAGCAACAACAGCCUGUUUCUGGAAUAUUCCAAGAACCCGCUUCGGGAAUUCCUGCACAAAGGGCUGCAUGUCUCGCUCUCCACCGAUGACCCCAUGCAGUUCCAUUACACCAAGGAAGCACUCAUGGAGGAGUAUGCCAUCGCAGCCCAAGUGUGGAAGCUGAGCACAUGUGAUCUGUGUGAGAUCGCCAGGAACAGCGUGCUGCAGAGCGGCCUCUCGCAUCAGGAGAAGCAGAAGUUUUUGGGUCAGAAUUAUUACAAAGAAGGACCAGAGGGCAAUGACAUCCGCAAGACAAAUGUCGCGCAGAUCCGGAUGGCGUUCCGCUACGAGACCCUGUGCAAUGAGCUCAGCUUCCUGUCCGAUGCCAUGAAGUCCGAGGAGAUCACAGCCCUGACCAAAUAGGCCCAGCGUUCCACACACACACACACUUUCACCUUUUGGUUUAAUUUCAAGUCUGCUGGGGCGAAUGGUGGCCAAGAUCUCAAACGAGGGCUUCUGUCGGUGACAAGGCUGCCUCUGAAGAAAUCUCAAAUUCCUGAUUUGGGUUGCCCUUUAUCAACAUGCCCAUUCUGUUAGCGUUUCUGAGCCAGAUGCUGGCCACCUCUGGUGGGGGAGCUGGGAGCUGGCACUUGUGUCUACCUGUUCCUGAUUUUCCACGUUUCUCUUGGGAUUGCCAGUGCUUACAUGGUUGAGGCUGGGACUUUGCAAGGCUGAAUACCAAGUGACACAUGGCCUGUGUGGUGUCUGCCACACUCCUCUCAGCAGGCCCUGUGGAAUAGUUCCCAUCUCAGCAUCUCAUGGCUGGCCGCCUUAAACCCCCUUCAAAGCCCCCUUUCAUAAAGGGGCUACUUUGAGAGAAAACACGAGGCUCCCGUUGAUGAUUUGUGGGUUUUUUUUUUUUUUUUUUUGGUUUUUCGAGACAGGGUUUCUCUGUGUAGUUUUGGUGCCUUUCCUGGAACUCACUUGGUAGCUGGCCUCGAACUCACAGAGAUCCACCUGGCUCUGCCUCCGAGUGCUGGGAUUAAAGGUGUGCGCCACCACCGCCCGGCUGAUUUGUGCAUUUUUAAAAUGCUUUUCUUCACCUGUCUAGCCCCUCCUCCCUUCCUCAUUAGGAAGCCUAGUGCGUCCACUGAUACCACGACUCCUGUUGUGUGUUAAUAUUCCUCACCCAGGACUCAAUGAGUCAUCUCAAAUCGUGGACUGUGAAUCCAUUUCAUGGACCACUCCAGGGCUGGGGUAGACACAGGGUGAGGGUCUGUUAACAUCAUAUUGUCCUAUUAAUGAAGGCCUUUGAAAAGCACAGGGCCUCUGUUCCUUUUGGUUCUAAUAGCCUGUGAUUGCAGCUGUUACCACCUCCCCAGGAGUCAGCGCAGGGCAGUGAAACACUCUUAAGGACACACAGGACUAGAACCAGGCCCCUGAUCCAGUCUUUCUCCCUCUCUUCCUUUAGGCUUCACAAAUGUUAGAUUUUUUUUUAAAAUAGCUUUAACAUGGUACAUUUUAUUUUAAAACACAGAUUUCUUCAGAAGCUAUCAAGGUCCCAGGGACCAGGUAGAAAGUUUUUAAGAUCAAUGUGGAGUUAAACUUUAUCAGACUACUCAUCUUUGUUACUAGUGCCUAGAACACAGUAGGUGCUCAAUAAAUGCAUAUGAAAUAACUGACUGACUUUCUCUUUUGGCAUCCGUGUGUGCAGAAUACUCAACAAUGUUCAAAGACCUUCCUGUUCACAAGGUAGAAGUCCUUCUGAAUCACUGUUAGAUGAACCUAAUUUUACCUGGAAGAUGCUUAUUUGAUUCUAGAGUAUCUCAUCCUGUGACUGUUGUUCUCCCAGUGGUCACCGCAGCUUAUGGAACCAUGCCAUCCUUUUACUAGGCAAAUCUACUAUCUUACAUGGCUGAAUAUGAAACUGAAUGAAAGCCUGUCAUUAUCUGAGGGAUUGUUUUUGAAAAGCCUCCAUUUGUAUACAUUUGCCCAAACAUAGCAAGUAUUGUACAGAUUUUUCAUUGUAUCAAAUACUUUUCUAAAAAAACUACAAAUAAAGUCUCUUAGGACUGUGA
This is a messenger RNA of Peromyscus maniculatus bairdii (prairie deer mouse), 4319 nucleotides long. It is a transcript of the gene Ampd3, whose product is annotated as adenosine monophosphate deaminase 3. Gene Ontology annotation, cellular component: cytosol. Gene Ontology annotation, molecular function: AMP deaminase activity. The record is from RefSeq and is a predicted model, not a curated record. Gene Ontology annotation, biological process: IMP salvage; AMP metabolic process. Lineage: Eukaryota; Metazoa; Chordata; Mammalia; Rodentia; Cricetidae.